UUAGCAAUCGAGGAUAUAAACAAGGCAGAAAAAUUGUUCCAAUACUUCGGGAAUGAGACGUUUCCCUUGGCGCACAUCCCUUUUUAUUUCCGACUUGUUUACCUAAAUUAUAUGCAGAUGGAGAAUCUGACCAAGCUGGAUGAAGUUAUUCAUGACUUCAAUGACCAUCUACCGAUAAAUCGUUUACCGAACUGGCUGACGGACUCCCACGAUCUUCCAAGGGUAAGUUCACGUUUCGGGGUUGAUGCCGUAGACGCUUUUCACAUGCUGAGUCUGCUUUUGCCGGGAUCCGCAUGCGUGUAUUACGGAAGCGAGAUAGGUCUAGAAAAUAGCCUAGUCAGGGUGGACCAAAAGAUGGAUGCAGCACUGAAAUAUAGACCAGACCUUGAUCGAGAUCAGAGCAGGGGACCAAUGCCUUGGGACGACACAAAGAACGGAGGUUUCACAAAAAAUGAUAAACCGUGGUUGCCUCUGAGUGCGAGGUAUUGGUACACCAACGUGGAAAGGCAAUUAAAAGAACCUAACAGUCAUUUAAAGAUUUUCAAACGUCUGAUGGCACUUCGGAGGAGGCCUGUCUUGAAGAAUGGAGAUCUGAAGACCUAUAUCGUAAACAACUGGACCUAUUUAUUCACCAGGAGUGCCAACAAUGAGACGAUUGCAGUUGUUAUAAACCUCGGAUCGGAAUCGGGGAAGAUCUGCUCUGGCGAUUCCAAUUUUGGCCUUCCUCAAACAAUGUACGUCCACACUGGAAGUUUGAAUUCCGGCUUUAAAAUAGGGGACAAAGUAACAGUUGUGAGCUCGAAAGGUCAUGACUGCACCGAAUUGCGGCCAAAAGCAGGAUUGGUUCUGACCACUUAUGCAACCGCCGCUGCAGUGGCUAGAGGAAUAGGAUUCUGGCUGCUCAUGCUUGCACUUGGGAUGAAUAUCCUCUUUCGAGAAGGGAUCUGCUGAAUUAUUUAUGUACUUUUACAUUUAUUUAUUGACACCUAAUACAUGGCGACAUGCGCAACCUAUAAUGGAAUGCGGCCAGGGAAAAGUUCGUGGGGUCUGAAUUCCCCCCCCCCCUCAGUUAAAAAUGUAUGGCUGCACGCGUUCAUCAUCUACUUUAUUCCCUGCAUGAUGCCCCGUCCAAGUACCUUUUUUGCGAUAUGUUUUUAUACGUAAGCAGACCAUUUUACCUCAUAGUUCAAUGCAGUCUUAGUUUUGUUAUUUUUAUUUUUUUGU
Molecule: messenger RNA, 1224 nt
Organism: Bemisia tabaci
Lineage: Eukaryota; Metazoa; Arthropoda; Insecta; Hemiptera; Aleyrodidae
Source: RefSeq, a predicted model, not a curated record